CCAUGGAUUUUCUCCUUCCUCAGCUUGUUUUCUCGGCAUCUUCAGGCCCCCCACCCCCUGUUCGCAUAUAUAUAAACACCCAAUAAUAUAAUCAUAUUUCUCAUGGCAGAAGAGCACCAAGCAAUAGCAAUCAACCCACAGCUGGUCAUCAUCUUCCUAGAGAACACAUGGCAUCACCACCAAGAAACACGCUCCGUGUUCUCUGCACAUUGAUCACCAUCUUCCUUCUCUUAGCAGGUCUUGCAGUUCUAAUAGUCUGGUUAAUUUACAGACCUCACAAGCCCCAGUUCACUGUAGUUGGGGCAGCUAUAUAUGACCUUAACAACACAUGCCCACCUUUCAUUUCCACCUCCAUGCAGUUCUCUCUUGUGACUAGAAACCCCAACAGGAGGGUCUCGAUCAUGUAUGAUAAACUCACUGCCUAUGUAUCAUACAGGAACCAAGCUAUAACUCCUUCACUGGCAUUGCCACCACUUUAUCACGCGACAAAGAGCACGGUGGCCCUGUCUCCGGUGCUUGGUGGGGCAGGGGUGCCAGUUUCAGUGGAAGUUUCAAACGGGUUGGUGAUGGAUGAGGCAUAUGGGGUUGUGGCGCUGAGUGUGGUGUUGUUGGGGAGGUUUAGGUGGAAGGCUGGGGCUAUAAAGACUCUGAGAUAUGGAGUCUAUGUGAAGUGUGAUGUCUGGGUGGGUUUGAAGAAGGGCUUUGUAGGGCAGGUGCCUUUGCUUGGGUCUCCAAAGUGUAAAGUCGAUAUAUGAAGUUAAUCAUGAAGGUAUGAAACCUUACAAGGCCAUCAUGAGCUGCGAGCUAAUUUCUUCUGUGUUUUUUUCCUUCUUUAUGCGGGUUUUAGUGUACUUUUUUUCUUGUUUUAUAUAUAUAUAUAUAUUAUGCAGACUUCCCUUUUUUA
Molecule: messenger RNA, 904 nt
Organism: Populus nigra (black poplar)
Lineage: Eukaryota; Viridiplantae; Streptophyta; Magnoliopsida; Malpighiales; Salicaceae
Product: NDR1/HIN1-like protein 12
Exons: 1
Coding region: 168-755 (195 amino acids)
Biological process (GO): defense response to other organism
Source: RefSeq, a predicted model, not a curated record